AUGGCAAGACCAAGAAGAAAGAACAGGACUCACUUGAAAGGGCCGGCGAAGGGAGAGACCGAGGAGAAUGUACCUAAAUCAUUCGUGAUCAAAUCUGGUGUGGUGACCAAAUCGAUAGCUCAAUUAGUUCGAGAUACAAGAAAAAUAAUGGAACCUAAUACCGCUACGAGAUUAAGAGAACGACCCAACGCCAGAUUAAGAGAUUACUUGACAAUCGCUCCUUCACUCAAAGUCACUCAUCUGCUCGCCUUCACUCUGACGGACGCUGCCAACGUACAUCUCAGAGUCGCCAGAUUUCCACAGGGACCUACUCUGACUUUUAGAGUGAACAAGUACAGUUUGAUGAAGGAUCUGGUUCAAUCUUCCCUGAGGAAUGUGGGUAAAUCGCCUGGAGGAGAAUACCGUAAUCCUCCAUUGCUCGUAAUGAACAGUUUCCAACAGCCUCAAAACGGUCCUGCACUCCCUCAACUACGUCUGAUGAGCACGAUGUUCCAAGGUCUAUUCCCUCCUAUCCAGGUUGAGAAGUCCGCCCUACCCACCUUCCGAAGAGUUCUACUCUUAUCCUACUCCCACCAAACAGGAUGUAUCUCCUUCCGACAUUUCACCAUCACCGUCCGUCCACACGGUGUCUCCCGUAGGGUACGUAAACUGCUGACUACGACCGGUACAGUCAAAGUAUCUCGUAAACAGCCGAAUCUAUCGAACACAGAGGAUAUAGCGGAUUACCUGUUGAAGAGAGCAGGAUCAGAAGCGUCUACCGCAGCAGGGUAUGAUAGUAUGUCAGAGACCGAGGCUUCGGAAGGUGAAUCAGAUACGAACGCAGUUGAGUUACCUGAAGAUUACGUUGGGAGGGGUAACAAGAAAGGUGAAAGAAAGGCUGUGAGGUUGAUCGAAACUGGACCGAGAAUGGAGUUGAAAUUGAUCAAAGUGGUGGAAGGAUUGGUAGGAAGUAAGAAAGGUGAAGGUGAAACUGUUUUCCACGAAUUUGUCCACAAAUCUAAAUCCGAGGCCAUGACAAUGCAACAAUCUCACGAGAAACGACGAGCAGAGAAAGAAGCUAGAAGGGCGGAACAAGCUGCCAAUGUAGCUAGGAAGAAAGCCGAAAAGGAUAAGAAGAAAGGAAAAGCUCCUGCUGCCGAUGAUGAAAAUCAGGAUAGCGAUGAGGAGGAAGAGUCAGAUGAUGAAUUGGAUGUAGAAGGUUUAUCGGAUAUUGAUCCCGAAGAGGAAUUACAGAGAUUGAGAGAAAGUAAAGUGAAAUUCCAAGAUAACAAUGAUGAAGACGAAGAUUUCGAAUAUGAAGAUAGAGUUCAGGAUGAGGAUGAGGAUGAUUGGAAUGAAGAUAUAGGUGCGGAAGAUGUCAGUUCUGAGGAAGAGGAUGUACAUCAGGAUAGUAGUGCAAGUGAAAGUGAGGAUGAAAUUCCGAAACCACCGCCUAAGAAGAAGAGAUCAAGUGGGAAGAAAUAA
Molecule: messenger RNA, 1464 nt
Organism: Kwoniella mangroviensis CBS 8507
Lineage: Eukaryota; Fungi; Basidiomycota; Tremellomycetes; Tremellales; Cryptococcaceae
Exons: 7
Coding region: 1-1464 (487 amino acids)
Biological process (GO): rRNA processing; ribosomal large subunit assembly
Cellular component (GO): preribosome, large subunit precursor
Molecular function (GO): rRNA binding
Source: RefSeq, a predicted model, not a curated record